AUGGCUUCGGGACACCACUAUGAAGCAAUUCAGAUGGAUAUCAAUGAAGAUGGUUUUUAUACUAUUUUUGGCAGCAUAGAGAGUAUGACCGCAGACAUAUCAGUUUAUGUGUAUAAGCACAAUUUUUAUCCAUUGAUCCCGCUCGAAAAUUUACUCGAGCAGAAAAGCGGCUGCAGUGCGUAUGAUUCAGCUCAAAUUACUGUUGAACUUCAAACUAACAUUCGAUACAUAUUAGUUGUGACAACAUGUUCAGGAAAUAUAAUGGGAAAGUUUUUGAUCAAACCGGUCGGUAGAAACAAUGUCAGUUUUCACCGCACAGAUGCUACAUCAGCUUUUCACAUGAACUAUUCAUCGACACUGGGAAUAAAUAGUCAAAAAUACAAUAAAUACUGCGCCAGUGAAGACCAUUACUAUGAAACGCUACGAUUAACCGUACUUGCCGAUGCAUAUUACACUCUUUCAAUUACUAGAACUGUUAAUGUCAUUGAUGGUCCAGAGAUAAAUAUAUACAAAAGUCAUUUCGACCCACUAAAUUCGCUUAAAAACUUAAUUCCAACUAAGGAAUACUUUUGUCGUAAUAUUAGUGUGAUAAAAUAUUCACCUCACCUUCUGUAUGGUGUCACGUAUGUCUUAGUUGUGACAACUAGAGAAUCGUCGACAGCACGAUCGUUCUCAAUCACUGUCUAUGGCCCAACAAAUGUUGGUCUUCAACGCAUUGUUGAUGAUACGACUUACUGUUAUGUUGGUGGUGCAUGUAAUACUCAAGUGAAAAGUAUCGGUCUGACUCUUGAUGACAUUCUUCGAUUGGAAAUCAAGCGAAACAUGACAAUACAUGAGCAAACAUUCGCCAUCCGGAUCAGUGCUGCGUUUUCAAUAAUUAUGCUUACUACAGGUGUCGUGAGUAGUUUUUCCACAAUGUUAACCUUUCAAAAUGCUAGUUCACGAACAGUUGGAUUUAGUCUGUAUCUUCUUGCAUCCUCUGCCACUUCUCUUUUAACAAUCACAAUAUUCUCAAUCAAAUUUUGGUUCGUCAUUCUCACUCAGAUGGACACAUCUGUUAGUUUCUCUGUUCUUCAAGGUGGUUGUAAGUUGAUUGAGACUGUUCUCAAGCUAUUUUUUUACUGGGAUGCUUGGCUGAAUGCAUGCGUGGCGAUGGAACGCGCAGUGAGUGUUUAUAAAGGAGUGGGUUUUGACAAAGAGAAAAGCAAACGCUUUGCUCGAUGGAUCAUCUUCAUCUUACCGAUUGCGAUUAUGGGAACGAUCAUUCAUGAGCCAUUGUAUCGUCAUAUAUUCCGACAUGAAAUAACUAAGGACGUAUUUGCCGAUGAAGAAACAUUUACUAGCAGCGUCGACGUGACGGAUACGCUUUUCUGGUGUAUCACUACUUAUCCGCAAUCACUUCAGGAUUACAAUACGUCCAUUCUCUUCAUUCACUUGCUUGGUCCAUUCAGCAUAAAUCUUUUAUCCUCGUUGUUCAUCAUCUUUAGAAGUGCUCGACGACGAGCAGAUGCUCAAAGGCAACAAACAUAUAGACAACAUCUUCGUGAGCAGUGGAAGGAACACAAACAACUUGUCGUCAGUCCGAUCAUUCUAGUCCUUCUCUCUACACCACGUUUGGUCAUUUCAUUGUUAUCUGGUUGUAUAGGUGUAUCUCAUUAUACAUGGUUAUAUCUUUGUGGUUAUUUCAUUUCAUUCACACCUUCAAUAUUGGUCUUUAUUGUGUUUGUCCUUCCUUCGAAUUCUUAUCGAAAAGCUUUCAAAGAGUCAUUUUUUCGACUUUGUAAACAACGGCAAUCAUAG
Messenger RNA from Adineta ricciae, 1800 nucleotides. Lineage: Eukaryota; Metazoa; Rotifera; Eurotatoria; Adinetida; Adinetidae. The record is from the annotation of a GenBank genome assembly.